Biomphalaria glabrata is the source of this 3058-nucleotide messenger RNA. Its product is annotated as dephospho-CoA kinase domain-containing protein-like. NCBI's taxonomy places the organism in Eukaryota, Metazoa, Mollusca, Gastropoda, Planorbidae. Gene Ontology annotation, biological process: coenzyme A biosynthetic process. Bases 72 to 755 code for a protein of 227 amino acids. The record is from RefSeq and is a predicted model, not a curated record. The transcript is spliced from 4 exons. Gene Ontology annotation, molecular function: ATP binding; dephospho-CoA kinase activity.
UUUAAGGAACAAAUUAUUAUUUCGUUAAUUUAGUCCCUUGACUGGAACUUGCUCAUUUCAUUAGUAAAAGAAUGUUUUUAGUUGGAUUAACUGGAGGUAUCGCUAGUGGUAAAAGUACAGUAACUAAGAUUUUUAGAGAAGAAUUGGGAUGUGCGUGUAUAGAUGCUGAUGCAAUAGCUCGACAAGUGGUUGAACCAGGCACAUCAGCAAAUAAAACGAUAAGGGUAGCAUUUGGAGAGGACAUUUGUUUCCCUGAUGGAACUCUUAAUAGAGAAAAACUGGGUGACAUUAUUUUUCAUGAUGAAAGCAAGCGUUACAAGUUAAACUCAAUAGUCCACCCAGCAGUGAAAAAACAGAUGUUAUGGGAAAUUUUCCUAUAUUUCCUAAAAGGCUAUCACUUUGUCAUUCUGGAUAUUCCACUUUUGUUUGAAACAAGACAGUUGUUACCUUUUCUAACAUUUUCAAUAGUUGUAUUUUGCACUGAAAAUCAACAAGUGAAGCGCUUGAUGGAAAGAAACCAGUUAUCUGAAGCUGAUGCAAUGGCACGGAUAAAAAGUCAACUUCCUCUGGAUGAAAAAUGCCAAAUGGGCAGUUUUACAAUCGAUAAUACUGGAACAAUUGAGGAAACUAGAAGUUAUACUUUAAACAUUUAUAAGACUCUUUGUUCAUCAAAAAGACAUUUAUCAUUGCGCUUUGGUAUAGUAGCUGUUGUUUCAUUAUUAUUGGGAACUUUUUUCCUACUUUCUCAAAACUAGUUUUAAACUAGACUUACAUAAUAAUUUCUGAAAGUUAAGUUAUUGUUAGUAUUAUUAGUAUUAUUGUUAGUAUUAUUAUUAUAGUUAUGUACCACAUUAACCCGUUAACUACGAUUGUGAUAGAAUGUGGUGUUUGCAGUGGCUUACUAACUCUGUAAGGUCUGAUAAAAAGCUACCGGCAACAGAUGAAACUUGAGCCCAUUAUGUCUCAUUCUGAACAAAAAGAGAAUAAUCAUCUCUUUUUUUUUAUUUUGAAAACUGUAAGUGAACUUUUUUUUAUUAUUAUUUUUGUAAGGAAAAUAAUACCUUGUGAAAUAGUCUAUUUUUGAGUAUUUAUUUUUAAAUUUAUUUCAGAGGUAUUAAAUGUAUAUGUUUUUGGAAACUAUACAUUUUGUUAUAUUUUUUAAUUUUUUUUUAAAUAUAUUUACUAUAUAAUAUUUAUAAACUUUUUUUUUAAAGAAUUUUAUUGAUUAUAAAAUAAAUUAUCAAAAUGUUUAAUAAGUGUUCUGUAGGUGUAACAGCUGCUUGUAGUCUUGUGAAGGUGUGUCCUUUUGUUUUUAUUACAAUUUUAAAAUUGCUUAGUGUAUGCUCUUACCUAUACUGGGUAAACAAUCUUUAAAACAAGAUUUAAAGGGAAGUUAAUGUUAAUCCAAAAAUUUUUUAUUUAGUUUAGGCAUGUUGUGGGUUUGGGUGUAACAUAUUUUGUGAGCUAUGAUUUACUCAAAUGAACCAUGUAGGUUCGUCAUUGUAAAAACUUUUCCCCAUGUGCUUAGGAAAGAAAAAAUAAGUUACCAAAUUCCAUGAGCAUAGCAAGGUGGGGUUAAAAUACCCCCCCCCCCUUUUUCCCCCCAAUCCUGCCAAGAAUAAAAUAUUUCAAAUAUUGAUCUGCUCCAACCUCGUGGCCAGGAUGAAGGAUUGGCUCAUCACUAACCCUUCUCGCCCCAUCAACUAGAUCAAGGGUGACCAACCUUUUGUUGCCAUGUGCCAAUUGUUUCACUUCUUAUUCACAUGUGCCACAUAAAUUUUUACCCCCUUUUAAAUCUUUGCAAUAUGGUAAAUUGGACAUAUUUGACAAUUACACAUACCUUUUAUAAUCAUUUCUAUCUAGAUUACAUACAUAUAUGAUAGUAUGGGCUUUUCACACACACAAAAGUUUUAACAUUUUUAUAUAAAUACUUUAUAUCUAAAUUAGAAUAGAUAAUUUUAAUUAUAUUACUAAAUACUAAUUAAAUUUGAACACUGUUAGCAGCUUUAAAAUAAAAACAAGCAAACUAUUUUUUUAAAGGCAAGCAUACUAGCUUUAAAGAGAUAUAAUUUUUUUGUUUCGCUUUACCAAAAUCUGUAAUAAACUUAAAAUUGCAAAUGAAAGCAAACUGAAGUUCUUCAAAUGAAAUAAGUCGAGACCUCAGUUAGUUCUGGAGAAUGUUCACAGAGUAGUCAAAUAAUAAUUAGAUCCAUUUUGGAGUGAUAGACCUUCGUUGCCCCGCAGCUAAAAAUUUAAUGUGACUGAAAAGACAUCAAUUUUUUAAUCACAUCAAAGUGAUCUCUCCUCGGGUCUGAUGUAGCUAAUCAUGUACAAUAUUUUUUCAGUUUCCAAAGUCCUCUGGGAUCAUAUUCCAUAUCUAACGGUUUACAAUAAAUAAUGUUUUUUCUGUUGUUGCUCUAAUUUUAUUUUAACAUUUUUACUAAUGAUAUCUUAGCAUGAUGUAAAUUAAAUUUUUGUUUUGCAUUCAGAACCUCUGGUGUGUAAUGCAAUAGUAUUUAGAAAGGUUCCAGGUUACAGUAAUCAUUGAAUUGUGUUCCAUCAGUUCAGACACUUAAGAGUUUACUCAAAUUUAAUUGUUGAUGACUUAACUUUAUCAAAUUGUCCGACCUUCUGUUGUUGUUUUUUUUUGAAGUGGCACAAUAAUAUCUAUUUGUCUUAUAAAAAAGCUUAGCAGUGCAAAAUAAAAAAUGUCAGCAGAUUUGUUCAAGAAAAAUAAAAAGAAAGAGCAUAAGAAAAUUCCUCAAUGGUCUUUUAAAUUUCUUUAACUCAAAGACUUAUGCUUUUUGAGCCAAGACAAGGUUCAUUUUGUAAGAUGUCUCUUACAUAGCUUAACUUUCUCUUCUCAUAACAAAAAGAAGUAGCCCAUUUAAAAUAUCUUCUUUGACUUAACUAUUUUUUCUGUGACUCAAAUUAACCAUGCUGUAACUUUUGGUUUUCUUGUUUUCAGCUUGCGUCAUAUAUAUUGUUUUUCCUAAAUGACUCGCAAUAAAUAAGAAUUAAUUUUGCGAUAGUUCAAUUAAACUGACGCUUGUUAUCA